Nicotiana attenuata is the source of this 600-nucleotide messenger RNA. RefSeq lists its product as uncharacterized. The record is from RefSeq and is a predicted model, not a curated record. The transcript has a single exon. The coding region runs from base 1 to 600 and encodes 199 amino acids. Lineage: Eukaryota; Viridiplantae; Streptophyta; Magnoliopsida; Solanales; Solanaceae.
AUGAACAAAGGUAUCUUUGUCACUCAAGAAGGAUAUGCCAAGAAACUUGUUGACAGGUUUGGAUUGAAGCAAAGCAAAACAUGUUCUACUCCUCUUGAGAUAAGUACAAGGUUAAGGCGGGACGAAGGCUCACUUCUUGCAGAUCCUAAUCCUUUUCGGGCUCUUGUUGGAAGUCUCCUAUAUUUGACUAUUACAAGGCCGGACAUUGCCUUCUCAGUAGGAUAUGUAAGCAAAUUUAUGCAAAGGCCAAGAAAGCCUCACUUAGAAGCUGCAAAGAGGAUUCUGAAAUAUAUCAACUCAACAUCAGACAUGGGCUUGCUCUUCCAAAAGAAGAAUGAUUUGGUGUUAGCUGGUUAUACGGAUGCUGAUUUUGGUGGUGAUUUGGAUGACCGAAGAUCUACAUCGGGCUAUAUAUUUCUCUGUGGUGGAACAAGUGUUUCUUGGUGUAGCAAGAAGCAAGACUCAGUUUCCUUGUCAACAACGGAGGCGGAGUAUAAAGCAGCUGCUCUUACUACUCAAGAAUGUGUAUGGCUACAAAGACUUGCUGAAGACUUGCACCUACCUAUAUCAAAGACAACUAUGAUCUAUGGAGAUAAUUAA